AUGUCUUCAUCCAUACGUGUAUACUAUGAGGCCUUCCACGAGGAUGAGACCAUGUCAACAUGCAUGGGUCGCGUCAAUAUCCCUACUGCGAUCAUCCAAUUUCCUGCUGAGCUUGCAAAGAGACUGGCGGAAACGAGUGUAAACUUACAACAGUAUAAUGAACCGGAUGUGGGAGGCCACUUUCCGGCCUUGGAGACAGAUCAAUUACUAUUGGAUGAUCUUCAGCGCUUUGGGAAACUGUUAAGAACCAAAAAGUGGAUCAACUGA
Messenger RNA from Zychaea mexicana, 267 nucleotides. RefSeq lists its product as uncharacterized. The record is from RefSeq and is a predicted model, not a curated record. The coding region runs from base 1 to 267 and encodes 88 amino acids. The transcript is spliced from 3 exons. Lineage: Eukaryota; Fungi; Mucoromycota; Mucoromycetes; Mucorales; Lichtheimiaceae.